Chlorocebus sabaeus (green monkey) is the source of this 315-nucleotide messenger RNA. It is a transcript of the gene HIGD2B, whose product is annotated as HIG1 hypoxia inducible domain family member 2B. NCBI's taxonomy places the organism in Eukaryota, Metazoa, Chordata, Mammalia, Primates, Cercopithecidae. Gene Ontology annotation, biological process: mitochondrial respirasome assembly. The record is from RefSeq and is a predicted model, not a curated record. Gene Ontology annotation, cellular component: mitochondrion.
AUGGCGACUUCAGGCUCUGUGACUCUGGAGGCCCCCUUUGAAUCAUCGAAGCCUCCCGUCAUUGAGGGGUAGCCCACUGUUUACAGCAAUCCAGAGGGUUUCAAGGAAAAGUUCCUUUGCAAGACGUGCCAGAAUACAGUGGUACCCAUAGGUUGCCUGGGCACGGCGGCCGCCCUCACCAAAGGCCUCUACUGCUUCCACCAGGGCAACAGCCACUGCUGACAGCUCAAGAUGCGUGUCCGGAUCGCCGCCCAGGGCUUCACCGUCGCAGCCAUCUUGCUGGGUCUAGCUGCCACUAUGAAGUCUCGACCCUGA